Rasamsonia emersonii CBS 393.64 is the source of this 591-nucleotide messenger RNA. RefSeq lists its product as uncharacterized. The record is from RefSeq and is a predicted model, not a curated record. The coding region runs from base 1 to 591 and encodes 196 amino acids. NCBI's taxonomy places the organism in Eukaryota, Fungi, Ascomycota, Eurotiomycetes, Eurotiales, Trichocomaceae. Gene Ontology annotation, molecular function: transcription cis-regulatory region binding; DNA-binding transcription activator activity, RNA polymerase II-specific. The transcript is spliced from 2 exons. Gene Ontology annotation, cellular component: RNA polymerase II transcription regulator complex.
AUGCCUGUCCCAUUCCCAGCAUUUUGCGACCUCAACUCAGAUUCGUCGAAUCCGAAUUCGCCAGUACAGAAUAACAAACCAGUCCUCUUUCCUGUCGGCUCGCUAUCAUAUAAUGUGCCACUGUACGAGGGCGGUCCGAUGGAACUCUACACACCACUGGGAGAGAAGAUGCCCCUAACCACGAAUACAACAGCUGAGGGGCAAAAUCGACGGCGGAAGUCCAAUACUGCUAAAGACCCAGAAACGAUCGCGAACAUGCAAUUUGUCAGUGACAUCUUCAAUCUAUAUAUAUUAAGGUUGUUAUUUAUUACUCCAGCUGACAUAUUUUCUUCUCACAAUCAGAGACGCCGUGCACAAAACAGAGCAUCCCAGCGCGCCUUUCGCGAGCGGAAGGAGAGACAUCUCAAAAGCGUGGAGAGCCAGCUGCACAAUCUCCAGAGCUUACACCACGAUCUCCUGCAGUCGUAUAACCAGCAAGCAGAGGAGGUCGCCCGACUGAAGCAGCGGAUCCAAGAGCUGACGUCGGAGAUCGAGAAGCUGCGCAACGACGUUCGAUAUGAUUCCGUACCCGAGCAUGCCUUACACCUAUAA